AUGUCUUUCGGGAGCUUCCAGUCGAUAUGCGAGACCGCGGCUAUACCACUGUGCUCGCUGGUGGGACCCUACGGCUCGUCGAAGGCGAUGGGACCGGGUAUAGUGGCGCUGUGCUACUCGCGAAGCAUUGAGUGGGCAAACACAAUCAUUUUCCAGCUCGCUAAUGACUUUGUUCAUAUCCUCGCGCUGGUUAUGUGUUCGAUAAUGGUUCUUCACGUACGGUCGAAGUUCACUGCUGUCGGUUUGUGAUUCCUUCCUUCGUUUUUUUUGUUCCUGUUGUUCCCUGGGCUCCCAUCACUGGCCGCCCCCCCCCCCUUUUGGUGGUCAUUUUAUCCGCUAUUGUGGAAAGAGUUGAGGCUAAAAUCGAUUGGCCAUCGUGACCCAGGUCGGAAGGAGAUCACUUCGUUCUUUUACUUGUUCAUGCUUCUCACUGUCAUUUCCCUAUGCCUCGAUUCCGGUGUCAUACCCAUCGGGUCGGCUCCGUACGCAUACUUCGUUGCUGUCCAAGCCGGCCUGACAUCAGCCCUAUGCACCUGUCUUCUCAUCAACGGUUUUAUCGGGUUUCAAGUUUACGAAGACGGCACCGCGCUAUCAGUAUGGCUCCUGCGACUCUCGACGGUGGUAAUGUUCAUCGUGACCGGUGGCGUCGCGAUCUGUACGUUCCAAAGUUGGAUCGGACUAGGCCCCACGAAGACCAUGGCACUCUUCAUCGUCCUCUACGUUGUCAAUGCUCUUUUCCUGUUUGUCUACGUCGCCUGCCAGGUCAUUUUGGUCAUGGGGACCCUGGAGGAUAGAUGGCCGUUGGGUGACAUCGUCUUUGGCGUCUUCUUCUUCGUCGUUGGACAGGUACUUUUGUACGCUUUCAGCGAUAAGCUCUGCGAUAAAGUUUAUCACUACCUUGAUGGAUUAUUCUUCUCCUCUAUCUGCAACCUUCUUGGUGUCAUGAUGGUCUACAAGGUAAGGCUUCGAAUCCCUCCGCCGUUUCCAACAGGAACUAACGAGAAAACAGUACUGGGACUCGAUCACAAAAGAAGACCUCGAAUUCUCCGUCGGCACAAAAACCAACGUGUGGGAAGUCAAGGAGUUGAUCCCGGAGGAAGACCGGCGCGCAACGGUCUACGAACACACUGGCCCCACUAGCGAUUACGCAACAAGCACAUAUCACAACUCGAACGGGGGCCGCGUGAGUCAGGGAUACGGUGGGUUCUCUGAUCGAUACUAG
Messenger RNA from Tuber aestivum (summer truffle), 1222 nucleotides. Lineage: Eukaryota; Fungi; Ascomycota; Pezizomycetes; Pezizales; Tuberaceae. The record is from the annotation of a GenBank genome assembly.